This is a messenger RNA of Drosophila mojavensis, 2077 nucleotides long. RefSeq lists its product as uncharacterized. NCBI's taxonomy places the organism in Eukaryota, Metazoa, Arthropoda, Insecta, Diptera, Drosophilidae. The record is from RefSeq and is a predicted model, not a curated record. The transcript is spliced from 3 exons. Bases 772 to 1734 code for a protein of 320 amino acids.
GGUUGAGGGAGGGCGGGCGUCGGCAAGUGGAUGCAGCAGUUGAACGCCGGCACAAGACGCGCAACAAACUUCCGCUCUUUGACGAAGAAGAGAGCGAGAGCGGCGAAAGCACUACACAUGCAAAAACGUGCACACACGAAUACGCACAUACACACAGCACACACACAGCGACACAAAGAGUAACACUGCAAUGAGCAUAAAAGCGCUUUUUCAGCUACAACUUUUAGUGGCCAUGGCAGAACUUUUCACCAGUUUGUGCAAACUUCACGGGUGUAUGCGUGCGAGAGAGCGAGAUGGGAUCUAAUUUUAAAGCUGCACAGGAAAAGCACUGCCAAAAGAACGAAACUUCGAUGCAGUUCUUUACAGUAAACAAAGAACUUCCGAGGCGAUCGCAACGCUGAGCAGCGCUCGAGUGUAGUUAGAGUUCGGGUAAAUUCCAUAUAAGAAAAGGUUGCCAUCAGCAAAGAGAGUUAAUAAAACGUAUGUUGUGUUGUGCUGUGCUGCGUUGCUUAUUUGCUGUUCGAUACGAAAGCUUUCUCUGUAAAGAACUGUGCACAAUUGGUGUAUAAAUUGCGUUGUUGACCCAAGCUGAGCUUGCAGGGCGACUGACAAGAGAAUCGUGCUGCACCACCAAUACACACACACAUACACUGUGCAUAUAACUGCAACUAUUGGCUGCGCCAAUUCGGAUUGAACGACCAACUGGUGCAGGAACUUGGCGGCGUGAAAAGGCUGCGCAUCUGCCUGAGGCAUUUUAGCCAGCGCAACGCAAUGGCUAAGACGCGCAUCAAGACGACGCCACUGCGCUUAAACAAGCCAAACAAAAUAACAACAACAACAGGAGCAACAACAGCAACAACAGAAGCAGUAGUAGCGACAUCUGCCAAACCGAUGGCAGACAGCACAACAACAAUUGAGCUUGUCGAUAGCUCCAGUGGGAAAUCAUUGAAGCAGUCCAUGCAGGAGAAGUCAGUGACUACAAUAACACCUGUGCCGCAACGCUCCCACUCGAUAUGCUCCUCCUCGUCCAUCUCCAGCGAUGUGCAGUCCAUCAGCUCGGACUACGAGGCCAGCAUGCCGUUGUCCGCUCUGGUGGAUGCACAUGCUCAGAAUGGUAAUGGGCUGGCGAAGAAGCGCAAACUGUAUUUGAUAACUGAAAAGUCGGAUGAGAAGAAUGGAAAUACGUUGCCCAACGGCCAGAAGAGGAAAAUGUUUGUAGUUGUGGAACAGGAGAAGGAUACGGCUGCCAAAAAGCUGAUGAUCGUCACAGACAAGCCGCAGGCAAAUCUCACACAGCAUCUGGAGAAGUUUCUGCCAGAGAUACUAAACUGCAUCCAGGGCAAGGAACAGGCGCAGGCGAAGGUCAAGUUGCCGACGAUCAAGCAUCAGGCGACAAUCAAGCAGGAGCCGCUGCCCCCGAAGCCCGCUCCUAUUGUGAAUAAGCCGCACAUAACGCUGCCGCCCAAGAAGAAUCCCACCAACUUUGUCAAAUUGGAAGGCUCACCUGGCAUUAAUCUACCGGCCAGCAUGUCCAUUAUGCCCGUGGAGCCGGUCAAAGAGUCGCCGCCUGUACCAGAGACUGAGACCAACAUUAAUCUGUCGCCCGACUUUCGGUUUCUCAUGAAGAUUCUACCCAAGCUGGAGCAGCUGCCCGAGCCACACAAACAGCACGUCAAGCGCUCUAUACAGAUCUUUGUGGAGGAGAGCUACAGCCACUAUGGCAAGAAGGAGUAGCAACACCUAGUUAUAUAAAUUAUCAUUUUAAUUAAGUAUUUGCUUUAAGGUUCUAUUGAGGACAAUUUUAUAAGAAAACCUUUUGAAUAUUCGUUGUUUAAGACUGAUGCGAAACGUAACAUAUACACAUUUAUAUGUACACACACAUAUAUAUGUUGUAAGUACUGCAAUGGAAGUGCAGACCCUAAAGUUAGUGUUAAGCAAAUUUUGUAGCGCCCAAAUUGCAUGAAACUCACUGGGCAUAGUUUUAUACUUUUAGCCAUAAACUUGAAUUCUAAAAAGAAGAGAAAACAAAACUAGUUUAAGCACUGAAUACAUGAGAGCUUUUAAGCCAAGAACUGAA